UAGGUCUAGGAUGGACCGUACUGAGUUAGCAGCGCGUGCGCGACUCGCAGAGCAGGCGGAGAGGUACGAUGACAUGGCUAACUACAUGAAGAAAGUUACCCUCGCAGCUAAGGAAGCUGGAGCUGGAGAAUUAUCAGCUGACGAGAGGAACUACUUGAGUGUGGCUUACAAGAAUGUGGUGGGAGCGAGAAGGAGCAGCUGGAGGGUAAUAGGAUCCAUCGAGUCUAAAACCGAACAGGGAACUUUAAAACAGAAACAAACUGCUGAGUACAAAGAAAAGAUAGAAAAAGAGCUGACGGGCAUUUGCCAAGAAGUUUUGGAUCUGAUUGUGGAUGUACUGUUUCCCAUGGCUGAUAAAGAAGAAUCCAAAGUGUUUUACCUGAAAAUGAAGGGGGAUUAUUAUAGAUACCUAUCUGAAGUGGCCAAGGAUCCCGACAGAACAGCUACAGUUAAAAGUUCAGAGGAAGCGUACACCGAAGCAAUGAAGAUAGCGCAAACUUCUUUGAGUUCCACUCACCCAAUAAGACUUGGAUUAGCCUUAAACUUCUCUGUGUUCUACUACGAGAUCAUGAAUGAGGGUAGUGAAGCCUGUAAGCUAGCAAAAGAGGCCUUCGAUGAAGCAAUUGCCAAGCUGGACGAUAUUCAUCAAGAUACCUACAAGGAUAGCACUUUGAUCAUGCAGCUUCUCAGAGACAAUUUAACACUUUGGACCGCCGAAAUAGGCAGGGAGACGGAGGAAGAAGGCGAUGAACCUCGGGUUGGAUAAAUUGGUCUGGUCUGGUGGGCACAUGAUGGCGCUAUAUUGCACAUCUCACCUGAGGUUGGCGCUAUAUUGCACAUUGCGCCUAAGUCCUAUCCGUUUGGUUUACUUAAAACAUUAUUGGUCAAAAUGAUCACAGUAGAUAGUCUACAUUGAUCUUAAUGCGAAAUAUACCUUAUUUAUCAGAGCUGGAAAUCAUUUCUCUUAGUACUGAGCUAAUACUUAAAACCUAAUUAAGAAGAGAAGAAUUUAUGGAUGUUGAUUUUCGGAUGGACUGCGCUAUUUAAGCUAAGGUGGGCAAAAUGUAGGGAAUGUGCUUUUCCCGAAUAUUUUGUUUAAAUUCUGCAUGAUCUAUUUAACUUGAGAUAUUUAAUGUUAUCGCUACAAGACCUUCACCGCUUACAUUUUUAGGUAAGACCCGAGUUUCUUAUCGCCUUUAAGCCGACAGGCUAAAGAAAGAGUCUCAAUUGGGGUUUACAUUAUAAUGUUGUAUAGAAAUUAGAGAAUGUUGAAGUCUUUUUAAAUACCUUUUUAAAUAUUGUCUUUAAUUUCUAUUUUCGUACAAAGCUUUGGAGCUCAGUUUCUUCAUUUUGAAAGAUAAUUGUUGAAUAAUGCGGUGAGUAAUGUUACUUCGUCAAAGUUUGUAUGAUGCUUUAUUAAAUAUUACGGUUUCUAUAUAAAAGGAUUAAAGAACGCCACACUUAACUCUACGCUCAAUGUGGCAGUAAAUAGAACUUAGAAUAAAUAAGUACUUUGGAACUAAAUUACUGUAUACUGAUAAGUACUAUAUUUUAGUAA
Messenger RNA from Bolinopsis microptera, 1558 nucleotides. Its product is annotated as 14-3-3 protein beta/alpha-A-like. Gene Ontology annotation, cellular component: cytoplasm. Gene Ontology annotation, biological process: intracellular protein localization; signal transduction. Bases 11 to 766 code for a protein of 251 amino acids. Lineage: Eukaryota; Metazoa; Ctenophora; Tentaculata; Lobata; Bolinopsidae. The record is from RefSeq and is a predicted model, not a curated record. The transcript has 7 exons.